Planococcus citri (citrus mealybug) is the source of this 4758-nucleotide messenger RNA. Its product is annotated as CREB-binding protein-like. The record is from RefSeq and is a predicted model, not a curated record. The transcript has 10 exons. Gene Ontology annotation, biological process: positive regulation of transcription by RNA polymerase II. The coding region runs from base 311 to 2323 and encodes 670 amino acids. Lineage: Eukaryota; Metazoa; Arthropoda; Insecta; Hemiptera; Pseudococcidae. Gene Ontology annotation, molecular function: chromatin DNA binding; histone acetyltransferase activity; transcription coactivator activity. Gene Ontology annotation, cellular component: transcription regulator complex; histone acetyltransferase complex.
AGUGAUUAGAUUUUGAGAAAAUUUCGAUGUUUUGAUCGUAGAACCGGAAUUAUUUCAGUGCUUUGAGCUUUUGGAUUCGGUGUUUAGUACUUAUUACUUUCAUUGCUGAACUUUCAACACUUUGCAGUUGAAGUUGCGCUUCUUUUCGUCGGUUAUGUGAUAAUUGUGGACUAACGUGAGUCAUUCUCAUCUCAUCAUUAUUCUGUUCUCUCUGCGCAUUGAUAAAGAAAUUUUAUCAAUGUACAUAUUCUCCAAGUCGCUUGAUUAUUUAAACGCUUCGUCAAAAGAAAAGUGAUACUUCAGCGUGGACAUGUUGUUCGAUUUGGAAAACGACCUACCAGAUGAAAUCAUGGCAUCAACAUCUCAGUCUACGAGUGUUACGAGAAAUAAUUACCGAGUUGUUCCUGCCGCUGAUGGCAACAGUUUGAGAUUACGAAUUCGAGCUGAACCUAAACCUAUGUCAUCUACGCCAAGAUCGACAUCAAUUGAUCAAUCUCUUCCAACCUCUUCGUCGUCGUCCAACUUAUUCCCGCAACUAGCAACAAACUCGUCUACGCCGCCAAUACUUCCGACUCAACCAACAGCUUCAGCGUCGUCCGACUUAUUCUCACAACCAGUAACAAACUCGCCCACGCCUAUGGUUAUUUCAGCUCAGUCUGCUGCUUCAUCGACGUCUAACUAUCUAACUCAAUCACAAACCGUGCAGAGUCUUAAUCCAGUUACAUUAUCUCAAACCGCAAUCGUACAACCUUCGUUUUUACAGUCACAAACUAGCUCGUCUACGUAUUCUACUUCAUCAUCUCAGCCGAUGGGCAUGUCAUCUACUUUGUUUCAACCUCAAACCAACCAAUAUGUGUAUCCUGCUUCAUCUUCUCAAUCUGCUACUGUAACAUCGUCUUCGUUUCUACCUCAGUCACAAAACAAUCAUCCUGGUUUUGCGACUACGUCGUCUCAAUCUACGGGAAUGUCGUCGACUUCUUUUUUGCCUCAAUCUCAAAAUAACCUACCUGUUUAUGCCUCUAGAUCUGCUGCAUUUUCAUCAACUUCCUUCCUACCUCAAUCUCAAAAUAGCCAAACAGCCUAUUCUAACCCAAUAUCUCCAUUUCUCAGUACACCGCCGUUAAGCAUGUGGUCUCCUUGUAUAAAUCCAUCAGCCUCGCGAAAUACUAACCAAUCUUCGUAUAUGUUUCCAUCUUCAGUUUCAACCGCACCACGAUAUUACCCUAGUGUCAAUAUUGUGCCUCCGUCUACCACGCAAACUAAUCCUCAGUCUUUCCCAGUUACUGGUGGAUCAUCGCAACAACCUUCUCCAAUAGACAGAAAGGUAGUGGAUAUGAAAAGAAAGUGGUACAAUGAUCAGGCGUUCGACCUAAGACAUCAAACGACUAGUUCUGCUGCGUCAGGUCAGUCCACGGGCUUGUCUUCAGCAGUUCAGUCUACCGCUAGACAUCUUCAAGCUGUUGCUGCGAACUUACGAGUAAAAAUGGAUACUGAUAUUUCAAAAAAUACUUCUGCGCAAGAAACAACGACACCAGCUGCCGAUAAUGUUACACCAUCGAACAAAACCAUGGAAACUAAUGCUCAACAAAAUGCUAAAGAGUGGCAUAAUCAAAUUAAUGUGGAAUUAAGAGAGCAAUUAGUUGAAAAAUUAGUUCAAACCCUGUUUCCAAGUAAUGGAGCUGUUCCUAUUCCUUUAGAUAUGACACAAAAUUUGAAAACUUACAUUGGGAGAGUUGAACGUGAAAUUUUCGAGAGUUCUAAUUCGAAAGACGAAUAUUAUCAGAUAUUGUCGGAAAAGAGUGAUAAAAUUCAAAAAUUUUAUAAUAAGAAACGUCUGGAACGACAGGGACGUAAGGAGCAACAACCACAACAGCAGCAACAAUUACAGCAAGAUGUUGAAAUGUCCCAGUCACAGUCUACUGUUGAGACCAGUAAAAAUAAUUCUGUUAACCAAUCGUCCAUUACCACCUCCGGGGCGAGUCACAUUCUUUCAUUGGUCAAUAACGUGUCAAUUAACAAGCCUAAAAAAACUGUCACUAAAGACUGGCAUAAACAAAUCGGUACAGAACUCAGAGAAAUAUUAGUCAAAGAAUUUGUACAGAAAAUGCUUCCAGUACCCGGCUCUGAAGAAAUGAUGAAUGAUUCCGAAGAGCCCAAGUCAUCAAUUGACGACCGAAUAAAAUCGUACGCCAAAAAUGUAGAAUGUGAUAUUUAUCAAAAAGCUGAUUCCAGAAUCGAGUAUUACGAUUUAUUGGCUGAUAAGUACUGUAAAAUGCAUGAAGAGCUCCGAAAGGGUAAUUUCGCUGCAUUGGAUAAUUCGUAAUCAGUAUUCCUAUUCCAUGAUCAGGACAAUUCUAAAGUGAUGAGGAAUAAGCUCUUCAAAUUAUUCUUGAUUUUUUUAAGCUGUGGAUUUUCAUUUUAUUUAUUCGAAGAGAAAGGAAGAAUGUACGUUAUACGAUAGAAUUUCGAGUAUUAUUAUUUCUGAUAAAAAUAAAUGAAUAAGAUGAGUAAUUUCUAGAUUAACUAUGGACAUAGUUGAGCUACUUAUUGAUAUAAAUUUUUUCGAUUUAUUGAGUGUGUUUUAAAUGGUGCUAAUAAUACUUUGUUUAUUGUAAAUAAUGUCGUUAUUUAAAGUUUAUAAUUAAAAAGACUGAAUACUGUAUAUGUUUUUUGCUCUCGAUCAGAAUAUUGUAAAAAUUGAAGAAAAAAAACAGAGGUCCCUUUAUCUUUUAAUUUAAUUGAAAAUUUGAAAUUGAAUAUUGAUAUUGAAAAAAUGAAAAUACUUGAAAAGGAGAAAUAAAAUUUCGGAUUCGAUAUUGUAUCGAUAAAAAAUAAUGAUGUUUAUGUAUCGACUAUCGAAAUCGAUUUCGUGUUGUUUUUGUUGUUGUCGAUAAAUAAAAACAAAAACAAUGAAAGCUGACUUGAUAAGCGAAACAAAAAUCUUGAAAUUUCUUGUGUCCUGUGUUUUUCGCUUUUUUCGAAAAAUAUAAGUUGGACAUCUUAUAGAAUUGGCACUUGGUGGAAAACUCGAUUUCAUCCAACAGUUCUAUGAAUUAAUUUAACCGUUCUCGCUGUUUUGCUUUCCAGCCACUAAAUUCAUCCUUCAUCUUCCCAUCUUCGUUUUUUGACUGAGUACAUUUGAUUAUUCAGUUCAACUUUCCUCAGGAAGAACUUACUGUAAAUAAACACUCAUCACACGCUCACAACUUCCGUUAGCAGCCACUGAGUUGAUAAUCCGCAAAUGCCCCUGUAGUAAUAUCAUUUCGAAGAUAUGGAAACUAUACGGUCUAAUACCACGGUCAAAGUAUAUAAAGCGAGUUUCCUAUGGGAACUGGAACGUUACAGUGUGCACGAUACGAAAGGAGAUCAUGUAAAAUCACCACUAUUCUCAUCAGAAGCUUGUGAUCAAUUCAAAUGGUAUAUGAAACUAUAUCCAAACUCCAAAAACAAUACCGCUGAAAACAUUACCGUAUUCUUGUUCUUGGAUGCCUCGAGCCAGUACAAAUCGGUAUUCGCUAGAUCGAAAUUACAUAUAAUGGACAAGGACCGUUACAAAGCGUACAGUAAAGUGAGUUCAGUCCACGAAUACACCGCUAAUCCGGUUCAUGGUCAUCAGCAUCCUCGCGGUUGGAUUGAAUUUAUCAAAAGGGAUCAGCUUUUAAAUGCGUAUUAUCUGCCUAAUGAUAAAUUAACGCUUUGCUGCGAAGUAUCAUUUUUCCAUGUAAGCGAUGAUCUGUUGGAAAAUAUGUGUGAUCAACACGAUACUUUUCUACUCCAAUCACAUACUUCCAAAUACGACUUAUCCAAAGAUUUUAGAUCAUUGUUGGAAAAUCAACAGUUCGCCGACAUAGUGGUCUCAAUAAAUGGUAAAAAUUAUCCAGUACAUAAAGCUAUUUUGGCUGCUCGUAGUCCUGUUUUUGCCGCCAUGUUCCAACAUGAUAUGCUUGAAAAUGAACACAAUCGCAUCGUUUUAAUGGACGUGGAAGAACGAAUCGUAGAAGAAAUGUUACGAUACAUUUACACCGGUUCGUGUGAAAAUAUAAAGAGCUUAGCCGAUGGUUUAUUGACCGUAGCUGAUAAAUACGAUUUAGAAGGAUUGAAGGUUAUUUGCCAAGACGCGUUGAUCGAGAACUUAUCAGUUGAAAAUGCUACUGAAAUACUAGUGUUGGCGGAUUUGCAUCGUGCCGAUGAACUAAAAUCAAAAGCAUUGAAUUAUAUUGUGUCAAAAUCCAGCAAAGUGAUGAAAUCUUCCGGUUGGAAACGUAUGGCCCCUUCGAAUCCCCAGUUAAUUAUGGAAGUAUCUGAAGCUUUAUCCAAAGCUCUCCAUCGAGAGAAAAAGAGCCAUUGCCAUUCUAGUAAACGGAUCAAAUUGACUACACGCGCUAGAGACCUCUCUGAUGAUAGUUCUAGAUUUAUUAGGUUUUAUACAGCUCCUGUUCCGGUUUCAAUUCGAAAUACGCCUGCAUCGCUUGAUAUUAACCCUAUUAACAUUAAUCGAUAGUUCAAUUUUGUAUCGUCGCGGUGUCAUUGUGAAUGGAUGUGAAAAAUUUUACACUUUUUGUCUUACCUAUAUUUUAAGUUCAUAUUUAUAUUUUGUUGUUAUACCUAAUAACUAAUUAUUAUAAGUUUGUUAAAUUUCUGAAUUAUUGUGAAUAAGAAAGAAGUAUGUAAAUGAAUGGAUGGGGGAGUGUGUUUCUCCGAGUUUUACACUGAAAUUCGUAUUUUACCGAACGAAGAAUAAAUUAUAUUGAUCAUUGA